Messenger RNA from Fomitiporia mediterranea MF3/22, 408 nucleotides. RefSeq lists its product as uncharacterized. Gene Ontology annotation, molecular function: endopolyphosphatase activity; diphosphoinositol-polyphosphate diphosphatase activity; bis(5'-adenosyl)-hexaphosphatase activity. The coding region runs from base 1 to 408 and encodes 135 amino acids. The transcript has 3 exons. Lineage: Eukaryota; Fungi; Basidiomycota; Agaricomycetes; Hymenochaetales; Hymenochaetaceae. The record is from RefSeq and is a predicted model, not a curated record. Gene Ontology annotation, cellular component: cytoplasm; nucleus. Gene Ontology annotation, biological process: diadenosine hexaphosphate catabolic process; diphosphoinositol polyphosphate metabolic process; adenosine 5'-(hexahydrogen pentaphosphate) catabolic process.
AUGAGCAAAAACAGGACAACACCCCGGGUCGUUUGUUGUGCCAUUCCAAUUUGGAGACCGUCAGGUAAGGUCCUAGUUAUAACACGCCGAAAACACGCGGAUAGCUGGGUUUUACCCAAAGGAGGAUGGGAAAGUAGCGAUGGGACGUUAGAAAAGGCAGCGACGCGUGAAGCUUUGGAAGAAGCGGGCGUGCACGGCACGAUAUCAAAGUUCGUUACGACGAUACACGGCGCAACAGCGACGUACCAUUUCUACGAGCUAGACGCAGUCUCACUCGAGACCAAUUGGCUAGAACAGGGCCAGCGACGCCGCGAAUGGGUCGACUACGCCGAAGCGAUUCGUCGCCUGCAAUGGAAACCUGAGCUUGUGCAGGCGCUCAUGCUCUCGUCCCUUGCGCCUCCUCGGUAG